CACAUUUCCUGUUUGUUACUGAACAAAGUACACACGAAAGAUUUCAAGACACAGAAGAGAGAGAAAACUGAGGCUCUGUUAAAGACCAGUUUUACUGGCACACUGUUUCUAAAGCAACAGAGCAACAUUACUUAGGGAAAAAAAGGGUUGUGGGAGGAUUUUUAACCCAUAUAUUUGCCUUAUGGCUACAUAAGGAUUUCUCUGACAAAAGAAGCAUGCCAGGAAACUCUGAAUGCCAAUAUUAUGUCUGGGUAAUUCUAGCCUUUUUGGGAUUAGCUCUGAUGGUAUCACUGAUCUUCAAUAUUUCCCACUAUGUGGAAAAGCAGCGACAAGGUAAAAUGUACAGACACACUGAAGACUACAUUCCCAGGGAGGAUGAGUAUUAUAUUGAAGACACACCAAUUUAUGGUAACUUAGAUGACAUGGUCCCAGAACCAGUGGAUGAAAACUGUUAUGAACAAAUGAAAGCCCGACCAGAGAGAUCUGCAAAUGAACUGCAAGAAGCUACCCCACCUACACAGGUGACCGAGGAAGCACAGAUGUUCUAUGCUCUCGUGGAUCACAGCUGUGAGGGGAAGCGCAGAAAGCCCAAGAAACAGAAUACUGAUCUGUCAGACAAGGAUGAAGAAAAGCCAUUAUGUGCAGCGGAUGCCAUUUUUCCUAAGACCACUCCAGUAGACAGCUUCCCACUUGAGAGCCAGGAAGUAGAGGAAAAUGUUCAUGAUGAUCCCAUCAGACUGUUUGGAUUGAUUCGUGCAAAGAGAGAACCUAUAAACGCGCUGGACUAUGAUCUAGCUCAAUAAUCUGGCUCUUACUCGAAACGUUAAAGAAAAAAACAUAAUUUGGGAGGGUGACAGUCUAAAUCAUUUGCUAGUGGGAUGGUGGCUUACUUCUUCUCCACAUCUUAUGUUCAUGCACACCAAAUGUAGUGCCAUGAAAAUUAGUAAAUGCCUAAGUAGUAAAACCUAAAAUAAAAUCAAGUUUGUCAACUGCACCUAAUAACAAAGUUACAAUUUCACCAACAAUACUUAAUUAUCAGUGAAAUAAAAUUUUUAAAAAUGUUUUAAGCAUAAAUAUAUUCUAGAACAUGUUGAAAGAAAAGCAAAAGUCGCUUUUUAAAAAACAUUUUUACUUCCUCAUCAAUAUGGAACACCCCUUAAUUGAAUGAAAUUUCUGAUUGAAAGCCACGGGACAUUGAAUAUAUUCCUAACAGAAGUAGAAGAAUCUUCUUAAGAAGUAUUUUUCCCCAAUGGAACUACCUUUAUUACUUUAAAAAAUUAUUAUAAAGUUAAUGCUUAUCUCUUAUAAUAAUAAACAAAUCUAAAAAAGAAUUUAGAUAUUUCACUAGCCAGAGAUAAUCACUGUGAGCAACUUUCUAUAUCCCCUUCUAGAAAUUUUUUGGGGCAUGCUCAUGUACAUAUAUCUGUUGUUUGCUCUUUCUUUUAUACCAAAAAAGGGGAGUGGCUAUUUUAUACAUAUUAUUUAAACAUUUUUCACUUAAUAUA
Messenger RNA from Hyaena hyaena (striped hyena), 1505 nucleotides. Its product is annotated as T-cell receptor-associated transmembrane adapter 1. Bases 216 to 803 code for a protein of 195 amino acids. The transcript is spliced from 6 exons. Gene Ontology annotation, cellular component: T cell receptor complex. Gene Ontology annotation, biological process: positive regulation of T cell receptor signaling pathway; negative regulation of receptor recycling. The record is from RefSeq and is a predicted model, not a curated record. NCBI's taxonomy places the organism in Eukaryota, Metazoa, Chordata, Mammalia, Carnivora, Hyaenidae.